UCACACUUGGGGCUUGGGAUCCGAUUUGCUUCCACCAUGAGCUGCAGCAUCAAGAGAACCUCCAGCACCUCCUACAGGAGCGGUGGAGCUGCCUGCGGGGGAGGUGGCGGCAGGAGCUCCUCAGCGUCCUGCCGGCGCUACGCCGCCUCCUGCUAUGGGGGUGGCAGCUACGGGGGGUCAGGGGGCAGCAUGGGCUACGGAGGGGGCAUGAGCGCUGGCAGCAUGGCAGGAGGCCUCUGCGGUGGCAUAGGAGGAGGUAUUGGCGGUGGCAUAGGAGGAGGUAUUGGCGGUGGCAUAGGAGGAAGCUUUGGUGGUGGCAUAGGAGGAGGCUUUGGCGGUGGCAUAGGAGGAGGCUUUGGUGGGGACCUGCUGCUGAGCGGCAACGAGAAGGUGACGAUGCAGAACCUCAACGACCGCCUGGCAGCCUACCUGGACAAGGUGCGGCGGCUGGAGGAGGAGAACGCGCAGCUGGAGCAGCACAUCCGAGAGUGGUACAGGAAGCAGGCCCCUGCUGCUGCCAAGGACUACAGCCCCUACUACCAGGCCAUCGAGCAGCUGCAGAACCAGAUCAUUGCUGCCACCGUGGACAACAACAAAAUGAUCCUGGAGAUCGACAACAGCAGGAUGACAGCCGACGACUUCCGCAUGAAGUACGAGAACGAGUUGGUCAUGUCCCAGACCGUGGAGGUUGACAUCAAUGGCCUGAGGAACGUCCUGGACGACCUCACUCGCACUCGCUCCGGACUGGAAUCUGAGCUGGAGUCCCUGAAGGAGGAACUGAUGACCCUCAAGAGAAACCAUGAGGAGGAAAUGAGGCAGCUGAAGGCUCAGACUGGUGGUGAUGUGUGUGUGGAGGUCAAUGCUGCUCCUGGGCAGGAUCUGACCAAGAUGCUGAACGACAUGAGGCAUGAGUAUGAGGACAUCAUCCAGAGGAACCGCAAGGAGGUGGAGCAGUGGUAUGAAUCAAAGAUCGAGGAGGUCAAUCGCCAGGUCACCUCCAGCAGCCAGGACAUCCAGAGCAGCAACCAGCAGCUGACCGAGCUCAGGCGUGAGAUGCAGAACCUGGAGAUCGAGCUGCAGGCUCAGCUCAGCACCAAAAGCUCCCUGGAGAACUCCUUGGCAGAGACCGAGUCCCGCUACAGCUGCCUGCUGCAGCAGCUGCAGUGCCAGAUUAACUCGGUGGAGGAGGAGCUGGCCAGCAUCCGCUGCGAGAUGGAGAGCCAGAGCCAGGAGUACAAGAUGCUGCUGGGCAUCAAGACCCGCCUGGAGCAGGAGAUCGCCCAGUACCGGGCACUGCUGCAGGAGGGGCAGCAGGACAUCGUGUCAUGCCAAGGAGGGGGAACGUCCCACUGCUAUUCCUCCUCUUCCUACUGUCAUGGGCAGUCCAGUGACAAGUCAGGACAAUCCAAGGUGUGUUAAUCUGCCACCAACGUGCUGGGCUCCCCUGACCUGCCUCCUGCCACCUGAGCAGCCUGGCCCUCAGCAUGCUCACACAGAGCCCCCUCUGAGUGCUCCCCAGACUGCUCUGCAGAUGCUCAGGAUGAGAUUCCCAGCACCUCCUCAGACCUGCUGCUUCCUCCUCUUGUGCUGCUCUUCAGAAGCUCUCACUGCACCCUCACCCCCUGCCUGCAGUGCAGCUGUUGAGCACUUUCUGCUGCUAACACAAGGCCUGAAUAAACUUCACUUC
Pogoniulus pusillus (Red-fronted tinkerbird) is the source of this 1687-nucleotide messenger RNA. RefSeq names its product keratin, type I cytoskeletal 14-like. Gene Ontology annotation, biological process: intermediate filament organization; epithelial cell differentiation. The coding region runs from base 37 to 1419 and encodes 460 amino acids. The transcript has 8 exons. Gene Ontology annotation, molecular function: structural molecule activity. The record is from RefSeq and is a predicted model, not a curated record. Lineage: Eukaryota; Metazoa; Chordata; Aves; Piciformes; Lybiidae. Gene Ontology annotation, cellular component: keratin filament; cytoskeleton.